CCCACCCCACUUUCUAAUUGGAUUUCAUUACCAUUUCCUUUUAGUUUUUCCCAGCCAGACUCUCUGGUUGGGAGGAACAGCUUUCACUGGGAUCUCCUCGACACACUCAAACUUCAGCAGCAGCAGCUCCCAAAGACUUCACUACAUCAUCUGCCGUGAUACUGCAAUGACCUCACUCAGGCUCUUGCCCUUGCUGCACUCCCUCCUCUUCCUCCAAGUCCAUCUUUCCAGCCAGUUAGAGGACAACAAGAUCCCUCCCAGUCUGUGUACUGGUCACCCUGGUAUCCCGGGCUCUCCUGGAGUUCAUGGCAGUCCUGGGCAGCCGGGGAGAGAUGGGAGGGAUGGGAGAGAUGCUGCUCCAGGGGAGAAGGGAGAGAAGGGGAACACUGGAACCCCAGGUGAGACAGGAGUGCGAGGCCUGACCGGGGACAGAGGUGACCCAGGACAGAAGGGGGAGAGGGGGCAGCCAGGAGAGUGUGCAGUGGCCCCCAAAUCUGCCUUCAGUGUCAAAAUAUCUGAGGGCCAAACUUUACCCCUCACUGUGGGCAAUGUUGUCCACUUCGAUAAGGUCGUGAUCAACGAACAGGGGGACUACAACCCAGAGACGGGGCGCUUCACCUGCAAAGUGCCAGGGGUUUACUACUUUGCCGUCCACGCCACAGUCUACCGCGCCAGCCUCCAGUUUGACCUGAUGAAAAACGCACAUGCAGUGGCAUCUUACUUUCAGUUCUACGGCAACUGGCCCAAACCGGCAUCUCUGUCAGGCGGCACCCUUCUCCACCUCAUCCCUGGCGACCAGGUGUGGGUCCAGAUGGCUCUGUCAGAGUACAAUGGAUUUUACUCCAGCACCAAGACAGACAGCACCUUCACCGGCUUCCUGGUGUACUCAGACUGGAAAAACUCUGCUGUGUUUGCAUGACACGUGCUCAUGAACCAAACAAAGUCAUAUCCCACUUUGGGAAAUGAACCACAACCUGUUUUUUUGCCCGUUUCAGUUUUCUUAUAGAGAAGCUCUGGAUAAAGACAAGUGAACAGGCUGUGACAUGGUACAUCUGUAUUUGUGUAAUGAGUAUCAAACACACCAGACAAUGUUACUUGAAUUGCACAUACCAUACUGGUGAAGUGUGAGGUAUGCACACUGUUUAUUCAGUGUCUGUUCUUCUGUUGCAGCCUUUAAACCGCUGUGACACUUAAUUCUUGUAACAGAUGUUGUGACAACGGCCUCCAGCCAACUCCAGGCCACACAUUCAUGCAGCUUUUAUGCCAUGAUUGCACUUUUGUUUCCCGUCAAUAUCUGCACAGCGAACAUGAAAAAAAUGAACACAUCACAGUAGUAGCAUCACAGUUUUUUAAAAAACACACGGCUGAUAUAUUUUUUAACCAUUCAUACUGGAUACUGAAAAAAUAAAAGAUAACUCACAAUAA
Messenger RNA from Epinephelus fuscoguttatus (brown-marbled grouper), 1425 nucleotides. It is a transcript of the gene c1qtnf5, whose product is annotated as C1q and TNF related 5. The record is from RefSeq and is a predicted model, not a curated record. Bases 167 to 919 code for a protein of 250 amino acids. The transcript has 3 exons. NCBI's taxonomy places the organism in Eukaryota, Metazoa, Chordata, Actinopteri, Perciformes, Serranidae. Gene Ontology annotation, molecular function: protein binding.